AUGUUGUGUGCGACGCGGGCUAUCAGCCGAAAGGCCCUAGAGUGUUCGGGUAUUGGAUCCGAUUUUUAUACGCAUAGGAAUUUCUCCACAAUCCUCAAAACUGCUGCAGGGCCGACUGUGCCAAUUUACCAGCGACAUUUACAAUAUAGGAACAAGUCAGAUGGCGUUCGCGGCGCUGUCAUUGGUAUCGACUUGGGUACAACCAAUUCAUGUGUGGCAGUCAUGGAGGGUAAAACACCUAAGGUGGUCGAAAACAGCGAAGGUUCUCGCACGACGCCAUCACACGUUGCGUUCACCAAAGACGGAGAACGUUUAGUCGGCACACCAGCUAAGAGGCAGGCGGUAACGAACAGCGGGAACACGUUCUACGCGACCAAACGUCUUAUCGGCAGACGGUUCGACGACCCGGAAGUGCAAAAGGACAUGAAGAAUCUAUCUUACAAGGUGGUCAAGGCUUCUAAUGGCGACGCUUGGGUUCAAGGUAGCGAUGGUAAAGUGUACUCCCCGAGUCAGAUCGGUGCAUUCAUUUUGAUAAAGAUGAAGGAGACAGCGGAAGCGUAUCUGAAUACAACAGUGAAAAAUGCCGUCAUCACUGUACCAGCGUACUUCAAUGAUUCACAGAGGCAGGCGACUAAGGAUGCUGGUCAGAUAUCUGGAUUGAAUGUUCUGCGUGUUAUAAACGAGCCGACCGCUGCCGCGUUAGCGUACGGCAUGGACAAGACUGAUGAUAAAAUUAUUGCUGUUUACGAUUUGGGUGGUGGCACUUUCGACGUAUCGGUGCUAGAAAUCCAGAAGGGUGUAUUCGAAGUGAAGUCUACUAACGGUGACACGUUGCUCGGUGGUGAAGACUUUGACAAUGUCAUUGUCAACUUUUUAGUGGACGAGUUUAAGCGAGACCAAGGGCUUGAUAUUCGUAAAGACGCGAUGGCAAUGCAACGUUUGAAGGAAGCCGCUGAGAAAGCCAAGAUCGAGCUGUCUGGUUCCCUUCAGACGGACAUCAAUCUGCCUUAUCUGACUAUGGACUCUUCUGGACCUAAGCACAUGAAUUUGAAGAUGACCCGCUCGAAACUGGAGUCUCUGGUUGGAGAUCUGAUCAAGCGAACAAUCGCACCGUGCCAGAAGGCUCUCCAGGACGCUGAGGUGCAGAGAUCCGAUAUCGGUGAGGUGUUACUCGUCGGUGGAAUGACCAGAAUGCCCAAGGUCCAGUCAACGGUACAGGAGAUAUUCGGUCGCGCCCCCUCCAGGGCCGUGAACCCCGACGAGGCGGUGGCGGUGGGCGCGGCGAUACAGGGCGGCGUGUUGGCCGGCGACGUGACCGAUAUACUGUUGUUGGACGUCACCCCACUGUCCCUCGGCAUCGAGACACUGGGCGGAGUGUUCACUAAGCUCAUCACGAGGAAUACGACGAUACCCACUAAGAAGAGUCAGGUGUUCUCGACGGCUGCCGACGGUCAAACCCAAGUGGAGAUCAAAGUGCACCAGGGCGAGCGUGAAAUGGCCACCGAUAACAAACUGCUGGGGCAGUUCUCCCUGGUCGGUAUACCGCCCGCCCCGCGGGGAGUUCCUCAGAUCGAGGUCACAUUCGAUAUCGACGCCAACGGAAUUGUGCACGUUUCAGCUAGAGAUAAGGGAACUGGCAAGGAGCAACAAAUCGUGAUCCAGUCUUCCGGUGGAUUGUCCAAGGACGAAAUCGAGAAUAUGGUGAAGGCAGCGGAACAGUUCGCUCAGGCCGAUAAGCAGCGGCGUGAACGCGUCGAGGCCGCGAACCAGGCGGAGGGCGUUUUGCACGACACCGAGACCAAGAUGGACGAGUAUAAGUCCCAAUUGCCGCAAGACGAGUGCGACAAACUUCGUGGUGAUAUCGCGAAACUUCGUGAACUGCUCGCGCAGAAGGAUACCGCUGACCCUGAGCAGAUCAAAACCGCCACCAACACUCUGCAGCAGGCCAGUCUCAAAUUAUUCGAACAGGCAUACAAGAAGAUGGCAGCAGAACGCGAAGGUGGUCAACAACAGGAACAACAGCAAACGGAACAACAACAACAAGAGAAGAAGGAAGAGAAGAAUUAG
Messenger RNA from Diatraea saccharalis (sugarcane borer), 2067 nucleotides. The record is from the annotation of a GenBank genome assembly. NCBI's taxonomy places the organism in Eukaryota, Metazoa, Arthropoda, Insecta, Lepidoptera, Crambidae.